CGUACGCUGAUGUGGCCUAACCUACGUGCGCGCCGCGGGGCGUGGUCAGCCCCGCUGAGGCCCCCGGGUGCCCGCGGGAGGAGCAGGCGCGCCGGUGCCUAAGGGUGCGGGACACCCGGGCCAUGGCAGAGGAGCGGGCUCGGGAUGAGUUGGCUCCCAAGCCGUCCGUGCUGUUUCUGCACCCAGACCUGGGCGUGGGCGGCGCCGAGCGGCUGGUGCUGGACGCGGCGCUGGCACUGCAGGCGCGCGGAUGUAGCGUGACGAUCUGGACGGCGCACUACGACCCGGGCCACUGCUUCGCCGAGAGCCGCGAACUGCCGGUCCGCUGCGCGGGGGACUGGCUGCCGCGCAGCCUGGGCUGGGGCGGCCGCGGCGCCGCGGUCUGUGCCUACGUGCGCAUGAUCUUCCUGGCGCUCUACGUGCUGUUCCUCGGCGACGAGGUGUUCGACGUGGUCGUGUGCGACCAGGUGUCUGCCUGUAUCCCCGUGUUCAAGCUGGCCAGACGGCGUAAGAAGAUCUUGUUUUAUUGUCACUUCCCAGAUCUGCUUCUUACCAAGAGGGAUUCUUUUCUUAAACGUCUAUACAGGGCCCCGAUUGACUGGGUAGAAGAAUACACCACAGGUAUGGCUGACUGCAUCUUGGUCAACAGUCAGUUCACAGCUGCCAUAUUUAAGAAAACGUUUAAGUCCCUGUCUCACAGAGACCCCGAUGUCCUCUACCCAUCUCUGAACGUUACCAGCUUUGACUCAGCUGUCCCUGAAAAGCUUGAUGAUCUAGUCCCCGAGGGAAAGAAAUUCCUGUUCCUCUCCAUCAACAGAUACGAAAGGAAGAAAAACCUGACUUUGGCGCUGGAAGCCCUAGUGAAGCUGCGUGGAAGAUUGACAUCCCAAGAUUGGGACAGGGUUCAUCUGAUUAUGGCUGGUGGGUAUGACGAGAGAGUCCUGGAGAACGUGGAACACUAUCAGGAACUGAAGAAAAUGGCCCAGCAGUUUGACCUUGACCAGUCUGUGACCUUCCUGCGGUCUUUCUCGGACAAACAGAAAAUCUCACUCCUCCACGGCUGCACAUGUGUGAUUUACACGCCAAGCAAUGAACACUUUGGCAUCGUCCCUGUGGAGGCCAUGUACAUGCAGUGCCCAGUCGUUGCUGUUAAUUCAGGUGGGCCCUUGGAGUCCAUUGUCCACAGUGUCACAGGGUUUCUGUGUGAGCCUGACCCCGUGCAAUUCUCAGAAGCAAUAGAAAAGUUCAUCCAUGAACCUUCCUUAAAGGUCACAAUGGGACUGGCUGGCAGAGCCAGGGUGAAGGAAAAGUUUUCCUCUGAAGCAUUUACAGAACAGCUCUACCAAUAUGUCACCAAACUGCUGGUAUAAUCAGAUAUAUUAAAGGUCUUUUUGCUACAUUCAUUAAUAUAUUAUAUAGAAUGUAGGUCCAGUUUGGGAACCGUAAAAGAAACCUAGAAUCUAGUGCCGAAGAGUUGUUUUUUUUAACACAUUUGAUUUUUGAAUCUGAGCCAUCUUCCUAUAUACCAACACCUUCCCGACUGUUUCAUAAACCAAUAUCUUUUAUGCUAUAAUAAUUCUGUCUUAUCAGUGUUAAUUAAAAUGUGAUACGAUUCCAUGUGUUAAUUAUAUUUUCUCUAGAUUAUUGCUGCUCUGAGUAUAAAUUUUGAGUCAUAUUGUGCCUUAAUUGUUUUUGACAGUUUGUGUGUCAUCGUCAAAGUUGAAGAAUUUGGCUUCAUAACAUAUUGAGAACAGGGUCACUGUACUUCCCAGAAUCAGUGCACCUGUUCCCUGUCCUCUUGGGAAAUGUUGGUUAGCCAUAACUUUGCCUGGUCCCAUAGCAAGGAUGCUCUGUAUGUUUUGUACAAAACAUAUUCUUGCACACUGAGACAAGUCAAUAAAAGAUGUUUAUCAUAGGAAAAGAUGGUACAAUAUUAAAUUUUGGCUUCCGUGAUCCAUACGUAGAUAGGACAGCCAAGCCUGAAGUCAGAAACUAAGAGUAAACUGGAUGUUGAAAUGAAGACGGAUUGUUGUCACGCAUGUAGUGCUUGGGGUUUAUUUCUUAAUGCCAACUGGUUCAUCAGCUCUGUUAAUAUUUGUGUCGUAUUAAGUAAGUACUCCUAAGUGUGAGACACAAAUGCUUUUUACUCUUCAAAGCUUGCCUCAUGCCACUGCUAUGGAGCUUACCUUGACCCUCCACCCACCUCCCAGAGUGGAAGUGAUCUCGCCCAAGAGCACACAACUGAAAAGCGAGUGAGCCAGGAUUCAGCCCAUGGUUACCUGGUCCAUCCAGGACUGCACGUACCAGAAUCUCUCACUGCACCCCUUUAAUACCGUAAAUGUCCUUUAAUACUUUAUGAAAUUAAAAAUUAAUACAGUAUUCUGAGUCAUAUCAAAGUGAGGGGACAAGGUGCUCAUCUGUCUUCAAAUUAAUCCUCUGGUCCUAAAAGAUCUAAUGUCCCAUACCCACUGCUCUAUUCCAGCCUCUUGAGAAUCACUGCAUGAGACUAAUCAUUGCCUGCCCUCCCUGUAGCAGACAUUGGGUCUUUCAAAGUCCUAGUAGAGUUACCAGCAUCAUUUACUUGCAUGAAGCAGAAAUUCAAGCUUAACUCAAAAAGAUUUUGAGUAUUUGAAAGAAUCCCAGCCAGAAAAUACAGUCAUGCUCUAGCUCUCUAUCCUUAACAAGAGGACUGGGGGUUGGGUGGGGCUCACAGUAAGGGUGACCUGGCCAUGUUACCCAGAAAUAUGACCACAAGCAGAUGCUAAAAUAUCUUGCAGGAAGCGCUAUCCCAGGCUAGCCACAGAUGUCAUUUAAGACCAAUAUAGUCUAGAAAAGGUGUGUGUGUGUAUCUGUUGAGGUUUUAUAGGGGCACUAGUGUAGCACAGGUGUGACCUCUCUGGCCUGCCACUCUCCCAAAAAGUCAUCAGGCAGACUUCGAACAGUCUGCUAUGAUGAUGAACUCAGAUUGGCCUUUGGUUUUCUGUUAUUUGCCUAGAAUUCCAAUUUUUGAGAAGGUGUCCUGAUGGUGAUAAUUCUAAAGAUUUCCUUAUCUGUUAAAUGGGUAUAAUCAGGUCUAAGUAGCCCACCCCACAGGGUAUUUGUGAAGAAAGGACAAAUAGAGUGCAGGAGAGGCACUGAAUCAGUAUAUGAAUGAUGGAGACAAAGGGUGUGAAGCUGAUUUGUAAACUUAGAGUAUCAUAAACUUGUGAGAGAUGAAGGCAGCCUUCCACAGGCCUGGAUGAAUUGCCCCAGUCUGUUGCCACCCCAGCGAGGGAAAGUCACACCACCGGGAAACAGGCGGAUGGUAUAAACAACCUCAAUAAGGUGUAUUUCCCUCUCAGUGCUUACCGCAGUAUCAGGAGUUUUCACAACUGUCAAGACCGUGAGACUGAAGUAAAGAUAAACAAAUAGACCCAGCUAACAGAAGAGUCCUAAAAUAGAUCAGCGCAUAUGUAGUCAAUUGAUUAUUGCCAAAGGUACUGAGAUAAUUCAAUAGGGAAAAGAGUCUUUUCAAGAAAUAGUGCUGGAAUGAAUAAACACAGUGUGGUAUAUUCAUACAAUGGAACACUCUGCAAUAAAAAGUAAUGAACUACUGACAAGCACAGUGACAUGGAUGAGUCUCAAAAAUACUGAGUGACAGAAACCAGACACAAAAGAGUUCAUAUUGUAUGAUCCCAUUAAUAUGAAACUUUACCGAAAAAAUACCUAAUCUAUAGCAACAGAAAGCAGAUCAUUGUUUGCCUGUUCUUUGCUUAGUCAGGAAAGAACACAAAGGAAUUUUUUUUUGGAUGAUGGAAAUGUUUUAUAUCUUUAUCAUGGUGGUGGUUAUAGUGCUGUAAAAUUUGUCAGAACUCAUGAAAUGAUGCUUAAAAUGAGUGCACAUUAUUACAUGUAAAUUAUACCUCAUACAGUUGAGGUUUUUUUUAAAAAGCACAUGUGAUAUAGUCCCAUUUUUAUAGGAAAUAAAAGGUUUUUUAAA
Myotis daubentonii (Daubenton's bat) is the source of this 3979-nucleotide messenger RNA. It is a transcript of the gene ALG2, whose product is annotated as ALG2 alpha-1,3/1,6-mannosyltransferase. Gene Ontology annotation, molecular function: GDP-Man:Man(1)GlcNAc(2)-PP-Dol alpha-1,3-mannosyltransferase activity. The record is from RefSeq and is a predicted model, not a curated record. Gene Ontology annotation, cellular component: endomembrane system. Gene Ontology annotation, biological process: dolichol-linked oligosaccharide biosynthetic process. NCBI's taxonomy places the organism in Eukaryota, Metazoa, Chordata, Mammalia, Chiroptera, Vespertilionidae.